This is a messenger RNA of Musa acuminata AAA Group (dessert banana), 1763 nucleotides long. RefSeq names its product cysteine desulfurase 1, chloroplastic-like. The transcript is spliced from 7 exons. Bases 592 to 993 code for a protein of 133 amino acids. The record is from RefSeq and is a predicted model, not a curated record. Lineage: Eukaryota; Viridiplantae; Streptophyta; Magnoliopsida; Zingiberales; Musaceae.
GAACAAACUCUGCUCCCAAGCUAUCGUAACGAAAGGGCGGGCAGUGCUUCAUGGCAGCCUUGCUUUGCCGCUUCCCUUCUGCGUCCUCUUCGCGUCUCCUCUCCCCAUUCUCUCGGACCUCCAAACCCCGAUCGCUUCUCCUCGCCGUCUCACCCAUCAUGUACUCCACUCUUGGCCCUAAUUACUCCUCCUACUCCGUCGCUGCCGCCGCCUCCGCCUCUACCCCGAUCGCUCUCCCAUCCGAUGCACGCGAACCCCCCCCCCCUCGCUCGGGGAGAUCACCCGACCCGAUUUACCCAUCCUCCAUCAGGUGGUCAAUGAAUUCAACUUGGUUUACUUGGACAAUGCUGCGACAUCUCAGAAGCCUUCGGCUGUUCUUAAACGAAUACUACGAAUCAUAUAAUUCGAACGUUCAUCGUGGUGUCCACUAUCUAAGUGCAAAGGCAACAGAUGCGUAUGAGGAAGCAAGAACCAAACUUGCCAAUUUUGUCGAUGCAAUGGAUUGUAAAGAGAUAGUAUUUACCUGUAAUGCUACAGAAACUAUCAAUCUAGUAGCCUAUUCGUGGGGCUUAUCAAUUUCGAGGCCUGGUGAUGAGUGCGAUUGUUCCCUGGCAAAUUGUUGCGAAAAAGACUGGUGCAGAUCUGAAGUAUGUUGGGUUGACAAAAGAAGAGGUUCCUGAUCUCGACCAGUUCAAGGGACUCCUUUCAAAGAAUACAAAGCUUGUCGUUGCACAUCAUAUCUCCAAUGUACUGGGUUCUGUUCUGCCUAUAGAUGAGAUUAUGGUCUGGUCACGUAAUGUUGGGGCAAAGGUUCUUGUGGAUGCUUGUCAAAGUGCUCCUCACAUGGUAGUGGAUGUGCAGAAACUUGAUGUUGAUUUCCUGGUUGCCUCAUCACACAAGAUGUGUGGGCCUACAGGCGUUGGUUUCUUGUAUGGUAAAAUCAAGCUCUUGUCCUCAAUGCCUCCAUUUUUAGUUAUAGGCAGGUGGUGGUGAAAUGAUUUCUGAUGUGUUUCAAGAUUAUUCAACCUAUGCUGAGCCACCAUCCAGGUCAGUUUGGCUUCCUUAGAACUUGACAACUGCUAGUGACAACUGUCUUGUUUUGACAUUUCGACCUUUUACUUAUCAGUUGAGACAAUGUCUGAUAAAAGACUUUUAAAGGAGAAACUUGCUCAUAAUUCUGCAGAAGUAGGGAGUCAUUGCCUUUGCUGUAUGAGGAUAACAUUUUUGGUUUGUAGGAGAUUAAUUCACUGCUGUAGCACAGUUAUAUCAAAUAUAUAUUUCUUAGGUUUUACCUCAUCAAGUUCUUGGCGUUUGAGAUCUGCCUUUACUGCUAUAUCACUCUAAUCUUAAGCACUUUUGAGUAAAAUGUGCAUUCUCAGUGUAAUAUAGAAGCAAAUUCGCAAUUUUUCAAAUUCAUAUUCUUGAAUUCUUUAACAUCAUGUAAAUAUGGAUAGUCAUGAAGAUUUAGAUCAUGGUUUUGAGUUUCAGGGACUUCUGGGCUGUAUGUCAACAUGGUAUUAGUUUCUUAUGCUGAAGGGUUGACAAGGGUGUGCCAACACACCAUUUUGCAUUCAUGAAAAGAAAAUACACAUGCACACAACUGAAGCAAUGAAAGUCAAAACGGGUGUGCUUGUUGUAAUACACACAAGACAACUGAAACAGUAAAUCUAGAUAUCUUUUUUAUGAAUUGAUGCUUCUUGAGAGAAAAAGAAGCUUGCUGAUGUAUAAUCAUUUGAACUUGUAUCAUUGUUGUGUUAAGACCA